Messenger RNA from Culex pipiens pallens (northern house mosquito), 1217 nucleotides. RefSeq lists its product as uncharacterized. Lineage: Eukaryota; Metazoa; Arthropoda; Insecta; Diptera; Culicidae. The coding region runs from base 590 to 1213 and encodes 207 amino acids. The record is from RefSeq and is a predicted model, not a curated record. The transcript is spliced from 2 exons.
CUUAGUUCUAUUUUUCAAGUGUAGGUGUCGCAUGUACUUUUUUGAGCUGUCAAACUCGGACUUAGCAAAAAUUUCAUUGUUUUUGUUUGCUCCUUCGCGACCGCGUGUUUAUCGGGAAGAUUUUUUUCGUGAUCAAGCUGCAAUAGUCGUAGUCGGCGAUCAGCACUUUGUCCUAGGGCGGUCCUGGAACGCCGGUAAAACCGUGAAAAGUUGGCGUCAAGUUACGGCCAACGUCUUGUCAAACAACGGCCUCCGCGUUGGAGGAAAUGUUCCGCAAAUCGAAUAGGACUAAAGAGCAUCUUUUCCAGCACGCCGAAUCUCGCCAGGACCGUCGGUCAGCUGGUUCAACACAGUCGAUCACAAGGGCCAACGAUCUCGAGGCCUCAUCACUGUAAAGACUGAACCAUCCCCCUACGAACCAUUUGCAGCUGUCCUCCAAUCCGAGCGUCCCGUCCGCGACUAGCAGCUGCAGCAGUGACAAAUCGUCCCCGAUACGAUCGACUUCGUCCAGUACGACGACCAGAGGUAGCGCCAUCAGUCACAACGAUCACCAGCUCUGCCAGAAGCGUUGGAGGAGUAAACAAUCCGUAUGCCCAACCGGGCUGUGCCAUCAAGGACGACGAAGAUUUGCUGGAUUCGUUCAAGCAGCCUGAGAACCGUUAGCGGCAGGAGAUUGAAAAGGACAAGAAGCUCUUGGAGCAAGAUGCGACGUGCAACAGCACCUGGAACCUGCGCCAGCUGCGGCAGCAGUACAAAAAUCCACACUGGGGCACCACAGCUGCUGAAUCCAUGCUACUGUCUGAGUGAUGAGUCCGACAGGGAUGAGGGCAAUUCGGUGCGGAUGAUGAAGGCGAAGAAGGUCAACUGGGGCGGAGCGACGACGACGAAUGCGGGUGGGAAAGUGACAUCGGUCAAUCCAGGGUUGGCGGCUGAGUCGAGCGAAAACAGCAACACAAGCUGUAUGAGUUCCAACACAAGCUUAAUUCCGCACUCGUUCUCCGUGGGGGAGAUCUGGAAGAUCCACACCAACCUUAAGUCGUCCAAUCUACCUCAACGAUUUCCGGCAGCAAAAGGCAGCAGCAGGAAAACGCUGAUCGCGGUCGCGCCAGGGCAACAAAUGCUCCUCCAGCGUGAGCAGAGACCAGGAGGUUACGGCCACUUCAAACGAGACGCCCAAGCCGGCCGCUGGAGCUUAAAAAGAUGGUGCUGUUGAUUAC